Salvelinus sp. IW2-2015 is the source of this 3255-nucleotide messenger RNA. The record is from RefSeq and is a predicted model, not a curated record. Lineage: Eukaryota; Metazoa; Chordata; Actinopteri; Salmoniformes; Salmonidae.
CWCCCUCCCCWACAGGCUAAGUCACUGGGGGAGCACGAGUGGCGCUCUCAGCAGCUAGGCAUCCUGGGUAGCCACCCSUUUGAGAGUGAGAUGUCUGACAUGUCGGACAUUGAUGACGAUGACCGGGAGACCAUGUUCAGCUCCAUGGACCUGCUGUCCCCCGGCGGUCACUCAGACGCACAGACCCUAGCCAUGAUGCUGCAGGAGCAACUGGACGCCAUUAACAAAGAGAUACGACUGAUCCAGGAGGAGAAGGAGUCGACAGAGCUGCGGGCGGAGGAGAUAGAGAACCGUGUGGCCAGCGUCAGCCUGGAGGGUCUCAACCUGGCCCGUAUGCACCACCCCGGAGCCUCCAUCACCGCCUCGGCCACCGCCUCCUCCCUGGCCUCUUCCUCCCCGCCCAGCGGACACUCCACCCCCAAGUUGGACCACCGCAGCACCGCAGACAUGGAGCGCAUGGGUAUCAUGACACUGCCCAGUGAUCUGAGGAAACACAGGAGAAAGAUUGCGGCCACAGACGAUGACGGCCAGGACAAGGCUACCAUCAAGUGUGAGACGUCCCCUCCCCCCACGCCCCGGACCGUACGCAUGACCCGCACACUGCCAGCCUCCUCACACAACGAGGCCCGAGGCAUUGCUGCCAGCCUGGAGGCAGAGGCCAGUGCUCUGAGCAGCGUAGCCAGCAGUCAGGACUCCAUCAACAAGCAACCCAAGAAGAAGGGCAUCAAGUCCUCCAUCGGACGCCUGUUUGGCAAGAAGGAGAAGACCAGACUGGCACAGCUGCAUGCCCACAGGGAGGCCAUCGGGCAGAGCCAAGAGGACAUGGCUGUGGGGAAGCUGGGGACUCAGGCUGAGAAAGACCGCCGGCUGAAAAAGAAGCAUGAGCUGUUGGAAGAGGCGAGGAGGAAAGGCUUACCUUUCGCCCAAUGGGACGGCCCCACAGUGGUGGCCUGGCUGGAGUUGUGGCUGGGGAUGCCCGCCUGGUACGUGGCGGCAUGUCGUGCCAACGUGAAGAGCGGUGCCAUCAUGUCUGCCCUGUCGGACACAGAGAUCCAGAGGGAGAUUGGCAUCAGUAACCCCCUGCACCGCCUCAAACUACGCCUGGCCAUCCAGGAGAUGGUCUCCCUCACCAGUCCAUCUGCCCCGCCAACCUCCAGAACCAGGUCCGGGGAGUCCGAGGAGGGGAGCUGGGCGCAGACUCUAGCGUAUGGUGACAUGAACCAUGAGUGGAUAGGGAACGAGUGGUUGCCCAGUCUAGGACUACCUCAGUACCGCAGCUACUUCAUGGAGUGCCUGGUGGACGCCCGCAUGCUGGACCACCUCACCAAGAAGGACCUCCGGGUGCAUCUCAAAAUGGUGGACAGCUUUCACAGGACGAGUUUGCAGUAUGGUAUCAUGGGUCUGAAGAAGCUCAACUAUGACAGGAAAGAGCUGGAGAGACGCAGAGAGCACAGCCAGCAUGAAAUGAGAGACGUGCUGGUGUGGAGCAACGAGCGGGUGAUUCGCUGGGUCCAGAGCAUCGGUCUAAAGGACUAUGCCAACAUCCUGCUGGAGAGCGGCGUGCACGGGGCCCUGGUCGCCCUCGACGACAACUUUGACCACACCAGCCUGGCGCUGCUCAUCCAGAUCCCCAACCAAAGCACUCAGGCACGUCAGAUUCUGGAGAGGGAAUAUAAUAACCUGCUAGCCCUGGGCACUGAGAGACGACUGGACGAGUAUGAAGAUAAUGAUCUCCGGGGGCCAUCGUGGAGGAGGCAGUUCCCCUCGCGGGACGUCCAUGGGAUCAGUAUGAUGCCCGGCUCGGCAGAGACCCUCCCCGCAGGCUUCCGCGUCACCACCGGCUCACACUCCCGUAGGCUACCCCCCGAAGUUGGCCCUUUAGCAGUGCAGCGUCUGGACAGCUCUACAGUGAGGACCUACUCCUGCUGAGGGAGGAGAAGAGAGACUGUAAGCUGUCCAGAUACUGUAUGUAGAGAAGGUCUUACUGUACCUUGGAGCUGCUGGACGGGUCAUCCUGCCUGGAACAAACAUUCUGACGAGACGCACUGCCAAGAAGCACCCCCCUACCUACCCUCCCACCCAAGUCAAGGCCCCCUGAAACCUGGGCAGCAGCUGCCGGUGCUACUUUCCUUCUGUCUGUCCUGUUGUCACCGUUUCUACCUUUUACAUGUACAAUAACUUGUUGAAGCAUAAUGUACUGUGUAUUUCUUCUACCAGGAGAUGUGUAGGUUAUCUGUAAAUUAAUAUAAAUAUGAGGUUUUUUAAAUAUAUAUAUAUAAAUAUAUACACAUCUAUAUUACAAAAAAGAAAAGAUAUUCAGAGUUUGUGCAAAUAAACCCCCCCCCCCUUCCCAUUUCAAGUCCAUGACCUUGGUUAAACUAUGCUGCUCUCUGAACAUUUCUCCAUCAUUCCCUGAGAGACCAUUUUGUACAUAGUUAUUUUCCAUUGUGCAGAUAAACUGUGUUUUCACCUUGGAGAGACUGUCCAUCUGGUCGCCAUGUGACCCCCCCUCCCCCCAGCUGGUAAAGCCUGCUCUCUAGUGGCGUGUACAGCCCAUGUAUCUGAGUCACCAUCCACCAGCCCCUCACCUCACAAUCAUGACUGAGCCCAUCUCAUAGCAAAGCAUUCUGGGAGGAGGACACAAACGCACUGUGACAUCUACUGAUGAUGUGACAAGCACUUUGAUACAACCACAGAAAAUCUGGACUACAGCCACAGACUAAAAGAUAGACUCCUCUGUAGCUACUGAGCUCAGAGAUCAACUAACAGCAGGAACACUCUUCAUCAGAUGAUCUCACUCACCUACAGUACCUUGACCAUAAACCCCUACAUGAAGAAACUCAAGCUGGACUUUUUUUAUUUUGCCGUGYGYURRGACUCAGCAUCGCUGAGAAAUAACUGAAAGACAGACUGCUUAACUCAGUGUGCGUAGAGUGUAUAUGAACAUGUCGAAGUGAGGUGAAUUUUAAUGACAAACCUGUUGCUUGCUGUGACAUUGGUGUAACUGUUAACUCUUUGUUUUUGUCUGAGUUGCCAGGGAAACCUAUUGUACAGCCCUCCUACCUGUCUUUGAGUUAUUUCUGCUGGAGUACUCGAUCAAGUUUGACUUUUUUGUUGACUUUUACAUCCUCGAUUUGCACAAACAAAGAAUCAUUUUAUUUUGUGUCCAUUUUUUAUUCAUUACUAAUUGUAUUUUGGUCAACGAAGUGGUGAUCAAACAAAUUUUCAUUGCCAAUAAAAAAAUACUGUCAGUGA